Messenger RNA from Malania oleifera, 495 nucleotides. RefSeq lists its product as uncharacterized. Bases 1 to 495 code for a protein of 164 amino acids. The record is from RefSeq and is a predicted model, not a curated record. Lineage: Eukaryota; Viridiplantae; Streptophyta; Magnoliopsida; Santalales; Ximeniaceae. The transcript has a single exon.
AUGGGCAGCACACCUGAGAAUCCGGGCAAGAACUGGUUCAAAAACUUUGAUUACAACGAAGGUGAAAAUUCACUGGGAGACGUUCAAAACAUUUUGUUAGUGGCAGUGGCACUGAUCGCUGCCGUGACCUUUCAAGCUGGGGUGUCCCCCCCUGGUGGUGUUUGGCAGGAUGAUGAAAAUGGUCACAUUGCAGGAAGGGCAAUUUAUGCUUCUCAGAAAGAAGCCUUCUUUAUUUUCUUGAUUUCUAACACACUGGCUCUUUCCACAUCCACCCUUAUCCUUGUGUACCUCACUCUCAGGCUGCCUUUUCGUUUUGAAGUUUGGGUGGCCAUUGCUUCGAUGAUGUCAACUUAUGUAUCUGCAGUUUUUGCCGUUACUCCGGAAGAAUCGACAAGUUUUCGCUAUGUCUUGCUUGCAGCUGUUGUGCCUUUUGCAGUAAGAUGUCUGAUAUGGGUUUUCAACAAGUUGAGAAGGGGUCAAAAUGGUUUUAAGUAG